Messenger RNA from Gracilinanus agilis (Agile Gracile Mouse Opossum), 331 nucleotides. RefSeq names its product cell adhesion molecule 4-like. Gene Ontology annotation, cellular component: cell-cell contact zone. The record is from RefSeq and is a predicted model, not a curated record. Gene Ontology annotation, biological process: regulation of Rac protein signal transduction; regulation of wound healing; negative regulation of peptidyl-tyrosine phosphorylation. Lineage: Eukaryota; Metazoa; Chordata; Mammalia; Didelphimorphia; Didelphidae. The annotation marks the transcript as partial. Gene Ontology annotation, molecular function: vascular endothelial growth factor receptor 2 binding. The transcript has 2 exons.
AUGGGGGAUGGAAGUUCUGUCGUGCCCACAGGGUCGGCCCAGGGGGUGCAGACUGAGAACGUGACCGUAGCCGAGGGCGGGGUGGCAGAGAUCACCUGCAGACUACACCAGUAUGACGGCUCCAUCGUCGUCCUCCAGAACCCUGCCCGGCAAACGCUCUUCUUCAAUGGCACCAGGGCCCUGAAGGAUGAACGUUUCCAGCUGGAGGAGUUCUCGCCACGAAGGGUCCGAAUCCGGCUCUCGGAUGCCCGGCUAGAUGAUGAGGGUGGCUACUUCUGCCAGCUGUAUACAGAAGACACCCAUCACCAGAUUGCAACCCUCACCGUGCUUG